CCGCCUUCUUGACGAUUUCUUUUAUUCUAUACAGGUUGUGGACACGGAAAGAAAAGGAGAUAGCCAUCAUCACACAUAGUGGAUUCUUGUUUCACGCACUAAAUGGAUUCGGCAAUGACUGUCACCCUUUGGUUAAGAAAGAAAUUUGCAAGCAUUUUGCAAAUUGCGAGCUUAGCUCUAUGGUUAUUGUGGACAAAAGCAUGUCAGGAUCAGAUCCAUCGACAACUAAUUAUCCAGGAAAGAUACCCCCUGGUCCUGAUCUCCCUAGUGAUAGUGUAGACAAGAAGAACUUGAAGCAAGCCAAGCUCAAUUCUGGAUGGAAAAAGCUUCCUACCCCCAGCUGGGGGUGACACCCAGUGAGGUGUCACCCGGGGGUUGGAAGGAAAAAACAGUUUUUUUUUUUUUUUUUUUGAUUUUCGAC
Messenger RNA from Camellia sinensis, 421 nucleotides. The record is from RefSeq and is a predicted model, not a curated record. NCBI's taxonomy places the organism in Eukaryota, Viridiplantae, Streptophyta, Magnoliopsida, Ericales, Theaceae.